UUAUUUUUAUUACAUUUAAUGCAUUAUAUUUUGAAUCGAACAUGUUUUUGUUGCACUUACACGCUUUUGACCGGCAGGAGUCACUAGCGAGCGGCGAUCCGAAACAACGAAUCGAUUCGCGAGGCAGUUUGUUCAAAUGAUUCGAAGCUUCGAAAAGGUUCGUUUCUCCCGUCACUAAUAUAUACCGCCAAACUGGUCCCGAAACACCAUAAACAUCGCAGACGGCACAUGUAUGUACAUAAACGACAUAAAACUAAUACUGUGUGACUGAUUCGCUUCGAUUUAGGUCAUUGUUUCGGCCAAUGAGGAAAAAGUAAGAUGGCGGAUCGAACACUUCCGGUGUUCCGGCUUCCGGCUUCACCGCCUGCCUAUAAUUAAGGCAAUUAGCAGUCGUCAGGUAAUAAGAAAGAGGGUAGUGUGCGCCUCAAAACUUUGUGAGCAUUUUAAUUCCUGAUGAUUAUAUAUGAGACAUGAUUUAAUACGGCUUGCUCGAAGUUAAAGUGAUCAAUAUCAGUCAAAUUAAUUUCUAAGUAGCUUGAAAUGGCGUUUAGGUGUUCUUUUGAGGACGAUUUGUCCUGUCCCGUGUGCUGCGACGUCUUUAUUAAUCCCGUAGUCCUGUCCUGCAGCCACAGCAUCUGCGAAGCUUGCAUUCGUAGGUUUUGGGAAAGUAAACGACUCAAAGAAUGUCCGGUUUGCAGAAGAAGAGCUUCGAGCGAUCGUCCCCCGCUGAACCUGGCUCUGAGGAACCUGUGCGACACCUUCAGACAGGAGCUGAGCCGGGGCCCCUCGUUUGAAGGAGAAGGCCUCUGCGGGCUUCACAAGGAGAAGCUGAAGCUCUUCUGCGUGGACGACCAGGAGCCGGUGUGUCUGGUGUGUCGAGACUCCAGAAAACACGCCAACCACAGAUUCUGUCCCGUGGAGGAAGCUGCGGCGGACAACAAGGAGAUCCUCAAAGACGCGCUACAACACUUAGAGGAGCAGCGGAGAGAGCUUGAGCUCUUUAAAGAGUUCUUCGAUGAAGACGACGAGCUGGUUAAGUCUAACGCUCAAGACGCCGAGAGACUGAUCCAGGAGGAGUUCGAGGAACUUCACCGGUUUCUACGAGACGAAGAAUCCUCCAGGAUCUCGGCGCUGAGGGAAGAGGAGAAGCGGAGGAGGCGGACGAUAAAGCAGGAGCUGGAGGAGACGAGCGGACGGAUCUCGUCUCUCUCGAGCGCCAUCAGGGACGUGGAAGAGCAGAUGAACGCUGACGACGUUUCCUUCUUGCAGAACUUGAAAGCCUCGUUGCAAAGAGCUCGCAUUUCAGAGCCUCCUCCUGAGCCCAGACCGCGGUGAUGACCCGCUUCUCAAACCACCGGACCGGCCUGAAGCUCGCCGUCGUGCAGAAGAUGCAGGAGAGCUUCGCUCGGGGUGACCUCGCUCUUCGACGUCAGCCCAUCUCGUGUUGAGUCUGAUCUCGCCGCCAUGGCCAUUUCCGACCGUCCGGACGAAUAUAACGAGCGUGGAAGGAACCUGUUUGGAGACCUACAGCUAUUUAAACGGAAAGCCCCUCCCACUAAUAUCUUCCCGCCGCUGUUCGGCAGCGAGCCGGCCUUCGCCCUUCCCCUCUUCCACAAGCAGCGUCUUCUUCAGCCGCGGAGCACCCAGAGUCUCGUCACGCAGAGCUACGGCCGUAAGCUGGUUGUAGACCGGCCUCUGCUGCAGUCCGUGUUCAGACGCGGCGGUUCAGAGGAGUCCUCCUCGAGUGGACAGGAUGUGAUGAUCUGUGAGGAUCGAGUUCAGAUGUAGGGGUUUCACAGAGAUGUGUAGCAUGCUCACCGUCUUCUGGGUGUUUUGUUUUGUUUUUUCAAAUAAAGAAACUAUUAUCAAA
Messenger RNA from Puntigrus tetrazona (Sumatra barb), 1870 nucleotides. RefSeq names its product zinc-binding protein A33-like. The transcript has 6 exons. The record is from RefSeq and is a predicted model, not a curated record. Bases 541 to 1335 code for a protein of 264 amino acids. Lineage: Eukaryota; Metazoa; Chordata; Actinopteri; Cypriniformes; Cyprinidae. Gene Ontology annotation, molecular function: zinc ion binding.